AUGUGGUUAUUUUCUAACAACUUUUUCAUAGAUACAACUUUAAAUGAAGAUAUUCUGGAAAGUUGGAGGAAGGAAGACAGUAAUUUUGUACCAACAGCAGCAAGUGAAUAUGUAGAGGAAAAAAUUAAAAGUCAAAACCUGGUCAUGGUUGUCGGGAACUCCGGAUGCGGUAAAACGGCAAUUAUUCAACAUAUUGCACUCAAGUUAAAAGAAGAGAAAAGAUGGAAUAUCAGACCUGUCGAUGAGGUGAAAGAAAUAAAACAACUAUGUUCUCUUGAAAUCUCCUCAGAUAAAACGAUACUAUUUCUUCUAAAUGACCCCAUUGGUAAGGAGUCACUAGAUGACAUUUCAUAUAAUUCAUGGAAAACUUACGAGAAAACACUAGAGAUUUGCUUGAACAAGGUUAAAUUAUUGGUGUCAUGUAGAAGAUGUGUCAUUAAUGACAAGAGAUUAGAAGGAAUACUCAAAAAGGACUCCAACAUAGUAGAGAUAGACAGCAACAAAUGGAAGUUAUCAGAGGAAGAAAAAAGGAAGAUCUUAAAUACAUACUGCCAACAUCUAGAUAUAUCUCAAAAGGACUUAAGUGAAAUACUUAAAACAGAAGCAUAUUUUCCUUUGCUUUGUAAAGUGCUUUCUUGUGAACAAAGUAGCGGUAGCAAAAACGUAGAACAAGUAGCCAGCAUAUUUAAAAACCCGUUUCAGUUCAUAAAAAAAGAAAUUGAACGUUACAAGACCUUAGACAAACAAAAAUAUUGCGCCUUACUUUUGAUCGUGGUAUUUGAUAAUGAUUUAAAAGUAUAUUCUUUAGAAAAAGAAAAAAACGCUGAACAAAAGUAUAAAGUCAUUUUGAAAAUAUGUAACCUACAAGAAAACACACAUGUUUCGGCCAUUAAAGAUUCUCUAGAUGAACUGAGCGGAUCUUAUGUCAGACGUGUCGGGAAUGUUUACCAAUUCCUUCACGACUUCAUUAUGGAGAUAACGACUUUUGUGUUUGGUACCAACUGUCCAAAAGAGACAAUACAGUACGCAGGCAGUGGUUUUCUAAGACGACGGGUGAGAAUAGAAGACGAUACAGAAGAGGAAGAUCGCGAUCCCUUCACUGUUUACCUUCCUGAAGAGUACAUUGAUGAUCUUGUGGACAGGUUUAUCAUUGACAUGCAAACAGAACACCUUGUAGAUGUUUUACUCAAUCCUUGUUUGAGAAAAGAGAGCGUCAUCAAAUCUUUUAAAACAAAAUUCGAUUCGCUUGAAGAAAUUAUUGCGCUUGCAACGAUUCUUAUCAGAAUUAAGUGUAAAAUAGAUAAAUCGGAAUUUUCAAGCUCAUUUGAAGGAUCUGGUGCGUCUAGACUUGCUUUCCUUGAUUGGAAAGGAGAAAUAUGUCCUUUGACUGGAUUCAUUAUAUUUUGUCAUAAUGACAUUUCUUCAUUUUUCUUGAAUAAAAUCAAUCAAUCAACGUUAAAAGAUUACCAUAUCUUCUCUGCCGUUUGUGCAAAUGGUAAGACAGAUCUAUUAAAUUCUCUCAGCGAGGAUUAUAAAAAAACAUCAGUCAUGGAAACUUGGGGUAUUUUUUUACCAAUUCAUAUUGCUUCUGUAUUUCAUAAUGUUUCAUUAGUUGAGGAAUUACUAAGACUUGGUGCUGACGUAAACGAGUUCACAACUUAUGAAACAUGGACUCCAUUAUCACUGGCUGCUGCAAAUCACGAAGAUCAUUUAAAAGAGGCAGGAAUGGAUACAAACGAGGGAGAAAGACGUAAUAAAAACAUUAUGUGCUUAUUGAACAAAGGAAGCGACAUCAAUUUAUGUAAAAAGAAUGGAGCUAGUCCUCUUUAUAUAGCUUGUGAAAAUGGACAUGAUAGCACGGUACAACUAUUACUGAACAACGGUGCCGACAUCAAUUUAUGUAACAAGAAUGGAGCCAGUCCUCUGUACAUAGCUUGUCAAAAUGGACAUGAUAGCACUGUACAACUGUUACUGAACAACGGUGCCGACAUCAAAUUAUGUAACAAGAAUGGGACCAGUCCUCUUUAUAUAGCUUGUCAAAAUGGACAUGAUAGCACGGUACAACUGUUACUGAACAACGGUGCUGACAUCAAUUUAUGUAACAAGAAUGGAGCCAGUCCUCUUUAUAUAGCUUGUCAAAAUGGACAUGAUAGUACGGUACAACUGUUACUGAACAAUGGUGCCGACAUCAAUUUAUGUGACAAGAAUGGAGCCAGUCCUCUUUAUAUAGCUUGUCAAAAUGGACAUGAUAGCACGGUACAACUGUUACUGAACAACGGUGCCGACAUCAAUUUAUGUAACAAGAAUGGAGCCAGUCCUCUUUAUAUAGCUUGUGAAAAUGGACAUGAUAGCACGGUACAACUGUUACUGAACAACGGUGCCGACAUCAAUUUAUGUAACAAGAAUGGGAACAGUCCUCUUUGGAUAGCUUGUGAAAAUGGACAUGAUAGCAUGGUACAACUGUUACUGAACAACGGUGCCGACAUCAAUUUAUGUGAGAAGAAUGGAGCCAGUCCUCUUUAUAUAGCUUGUCAAAAUGGACAUGAUAGCACGGUACAACUAUUACUGAACAACGGUGCCGACAUCAAUUUAUGUCUAAAUGAUAGAACCAGUCCUCUUUAUAUUGCUUGUCUAUAUGGACAUGAUAGUACGGUACAACUGUUACUGAACAACGGUGCCGACAUCAAUUUAUGUGAUAAUGAUGGAGUCAGUCCUCUUCAUAUUGCUUGUAAUAAUGGACACAAUAGUAAGAUACAACUGUUACUGAACAACGGUGCCGACAUAAAUUAAGGUCAGAGUGAAGGAGCCAGUCCUCUUUAUAUAGCUUGUGAAAAUGGACAUGAUAGCACGUUACAACUGUUACUGAACAAUUGUGCCGACAUCAAUUUAUGUAUCAAGAAUGGAGCCAGUCCUCUUUAUAUAGCUUGUCAAAAUGGACAUGAUAGCACGGUACAACUAUUACUGAACAACGGUGCCGACAUCAAUUUAUGUCUGAAUGAUAGAACCAGUCCUCUUUAUAUUGCUUGUCUAUAUGGACAUGAUAGUACGGUACAACUGUUACUGAACAACGGUGCCGACAUCAAUUCAUGUCAUAAUAAUGGAGCCAGUCCUCUUCAUAUUGUUUGUAAUAAUGGACACAAUAGUAAGGUACAACUGUUACUGAACAACGGUGCCGACAUCAAUUUAUGUAACAAGAAUGGAGCCAGUCCUCUUUAUAUAGCUUGUGAAAAUGGACAUGAUAGCACGGUACAACUAUUACUGAACAACGGUGCCGACAUCAAUUUAUGUAACAAGAAUGGAGCCAGUCCACUUUUUGUAGCUCGUCAAAAUGGACAUGAUAGCACGGUACAACUACUACUGAACAAUGAUGCCGAUAGUAAUUUGUGUAACAAGAAUAAAGACAUUAUUGAUGAUAACUAAAUGGACAUGAGUUCACAAUUAUUGAUAUACAUUAAAUUGGCAAUUUACCAAUAAGUUGAAACUAGUGUGCCACAAUAAUUGUCCAAAAAUAUCAUUAUUGUUUUAUUUUGUUGUACUUUAAAUAAGCAAAUGCUAGAUUUAUUUAUUUAAUCAUUGCGUUUCUAAUAGGAAAAUCUAAUGAAACAAUAUUGUUAAAUUUUAUCCUGUGAAACAUAAAAUAUAUAGAUUAAUUUGAAAUAUAUUUAUAUGUAUUUAGUCUGAAAAACGUGUUAUAUGUGUACAAUUGAAAAAUGUGAAGUAUAUUUAUUUAGUUAGAAAAUGUGUUAUAUGUAUAUGCUAAAAAUAUUUUAUAAUUCUCCUGUGAAUUUCAUUUUUCCUGUGAAUUACUUUCUUUUAAUAUGCUAUAGAUAUGUAUUUGCUUUGACAUAUCCUCAUAUAGAAUGGCUUUAAAUACAAUGUAUAAAAUGUAAGAUUAAUCUACUAUCUACAUGUACUAAACCUAUAUCAUGUUGUGAAUCACGAGUCCAUUGUUCAAUGGCUCAAAUUAUAGGGAGUACAAGUAAUGAUCUCGGUGUAUAUCAACAUCGUAUAAUAUCAACUGCUGUCUUGUACUUUAUAUUUCAAAACAAAUUUAAAACAUUUCUAUUUUAACAUAUGGAAUUUUAAAAAAAUGCCAUUUAUGUUUUAUAUUAGUUCAGAAAACCAAGAAUGACGUUUAUGGUUUUAUGCCUAUAUCUAUGACUGUAACAAAAUGAAGCAAUAUUUUUUAUUGUACAUGAAAAUGUAUUGUGGUUGUCAGAUUUCAAUUUUAGAAGGACUUUCGCGAGCGCAGGGGCGUGAAUAUUGUUGUAAAAUUUAACAAAAGACAGUUUAUGUUGCUGCUGUAAAUGUUCAUGUUUUCAUUUUGAAUUUAAUUUUAUUUUAUAUAAUAAACAAAAGGUAGUAUCCCUAGAAUUUGUUUAAUUUGGGGCAGUGGUAAAGGAUGUUAUGUUCUGACCAGCUGAGGAUAUAAAUAAUUAUCAAAGCGAUCAUGUAAUAUAAUGAGAUAGCUAACCGUACGAAAGCUCAAAAGUCCAUGAAACAAUACAAAAUAAAAACAGAGCAAACAUCGACCUGUAAAACAAUACAAAAUAAAAACAGAGCAAACAUCGACCUGUAAAACAAUACAAAAUAAAAACAGAGCAAAAACCCACCUGUAAAAUAAUACAAAAUAAAAACAGAGCAAACAUCGACCUGUAAAACAAUACAAAAUAAAAACAGAGCAAACAUCGACCUGUAAAACAAUACAAAAUAAAAACAGAGCAAACAUCGACCUGUAAAACAAUACA
Saccostrea cuccullata (small rock oyster) is the source of this 4748-nucleotide messenger RNA. RefSeq names its product ankyrin repeat domain-containing protein 17-like. Gene Ontology annotation, molecular function: protein binding. Lineage: Eukaryota; Metazoa; Mollusca; Bivalvia; Ostreida; Ostreidae. The record is from RefSeq and is a predicted model, not a curated record. The transcript has a single exon.